AUGGAUAGUGAGUAUGAAGACCCCCUUGAUGAAAUGCAUGAUUGGACCUUGCAUCCAUUUCUGCCAAUCUUCCACGAAAUUGCUCCCCUGAACCCGAGCCAAAAAUACACUCUCGAGGAUUGUCUGUUUACAGAAGAAUUGCACUACACUGUGCAGGUAGUGGAAGACAAAUUAGUUCCCGUUUAUCUCGGCGACACGAAGAACAUGAAACAUGAUCUCACCGGGGCCUCUUUACCAUCUUCUGUCGACUACUCGGCUUUUCCUAUCUACCAUCCUAGGGAAGUCCAGGUUCCAAUUAGUGCAAAUUCACUACCAGGAAUACCUCGUAAGGUAUUUAUUCAUGGGAAAACACGGUCUAGCUUCUUCAAGAUAGUCUAUGGCGGUGAUAUAGCAAGAGAGAUUCUCACUUAUCAAAGAUUCGCAUGGCUAAAUUCAAUCCCCCGAUUUUCACAUCAAGGGCUGGUCCAGGAUGAUGAUGGGUACGUUAUGGGAUUAGCUUUAUCAUACAUCGAUUGUGAUAGAGCUACACUCAAUUGCAUUGAUGGACAUGAUCCCAAUUUUUCCGAGCUCCGACAAAAAUGGGUUGAUCAAAUUUCGCAUACUCUUAAACACUUUCAUUCACAUAAUAUCAUUUGGGGGGAUGCGAAGGCAGCUAAUGUACUCAUUGAUAUCAAUAAGGAUGCAUGCCUGGUUAAUUUUGGAGGAGGCUAUACUAAAGGUUGGGUUGAGAAGGGGAAAGUCUAA
This is a messenger RNA of Penicillium egyptiacum, 744 nucleotides long. NCBI's taxonomy places the organism in Eukaryota, Fungi, Ascomycota, Eurotiomycetes, Eurotiales, Aspergillaceae. The record is from the annotation of a GenBank genome assembly.